ACCAAAUAAGGGCUAACCAAAUAUUGAAAUUUGGAAACUGUAAAGCGUCAAACUUCCAAACAAUUUAUAAUAAACUUGAAAAAAUGAAAGAGUAAUUUAAAUUUCCUUUAAAUGGCGUUAGCACGUUUCCAUGCGUUGAACGUAGACUCUUCAGAAGACAGCGAAGGAGAUGAAGAAAAUCCAGCAAUUACUAGAGAAGCGUUGGAAGAGAAAGCCGCUGCUCAGUACAGAGAUAUCCUUGUUCUGCAAAGAAACAAGAAAUGGAAAGAAGCUGAAACUGAAUUCAAGAGUCUUCUCGAAUCUGAUGUUCUAAACAGGGUUACAGGAACCGUUAACUAUGUUUCGGGUCGAAUCCAACCUUCUCUGGUUCAUUUGAAAUAUUGUCUACUUGUGAACCUUGGUCAUGUUCUCAUAGAAACCGGUCAGAUCAAAGAGGCACUUGACUCCUAUCUGCAGGCUAUCGAGCUAGAUGACAGGGAUCUAAACCUAUGGUAUCGCAUUGGUCAAACAGCCAUAAAAAUUCCGAACCUCAAUUUGGCUGCCUAUGCUCUACAAGAGGCUCUACAAUGCAACGAGAAACACUGGCCGAGUUUGGACACUCUGGUAACAGUGCUAUACGCCUCGGGCAAUUACAUGUCAUGUCUCUAUCACAUAUCGGAAGGCCUCAAGUUGGAUCCCGACUUCUUCAAGGGCAUCGCAUUCUGCCAAAAGAUCUUCAAGGAGCAUCCAUACUAUGAACGCGAUUUUCCAUUGUACUAUCCUGAAUGCAAACUAGACGAGAGCAUCCUGUCCCGUGACAUCAGAGCCGAGGUGGACGAGUCGGCUCUGGACAGGAUACUCGCCGAUGCAGAGCGACUGCGCAGUGAACACUUGGCGGCGACGACGCAUGCGCACUGCGACCAAGAUGGCGGCUCCGGCAAGAUGGCGGAAAGUUUGCGGCCGGACUCGCCGCUGCCGAAGCGGUGCUGGGUGGCAGUGGGCAGAGCGCUCUUGCAGGUCUAUGCUCGGUUGAAGGAGGAGUACCCCAAACAGAGCUUCCUAAGAAUUGUGGAUCUUGCUCAAGAAGACAAAGAGAAAGUUGAAGAAGAAGAAAAGGAAGAAGACAAAGGAGAGAAAAAGACUGAUUACGACUGGUAUGAUGCUGACGAUGAUGAUAACUCCGAUGAUGAGGCAGCCAAAGUGGCGGAAGGCGUCACAGCUGCCGAUCAGCCUGGCGAGGCGGCCGGUGAUGAAGGCGUCAAUGGGUCCGCCGCAGUGCGCGCUAGCAAAAGGCGACGCUGCUCCUCCCCCUCUCUGCUCGACCAAUGGAUGUCAAGCAGCAAAAGAAGGUCGGCGCGUGUUCGAAGUACUGCGUGCGGGCGUCGAGCUGACGAGCCGACCCUGGCGCGGGCACUGCGUCGGCUUUUGCCAGAGUACCUGUGGCCGCCCCGUCGCGAGGCGGCGCAGUGGGCGACUUUAGCCGGUGGCGGCGACGAGUCUGUCGACACCAUGGACCUGUACAGGCUGUUCGAGAACAAAGACAACGGCUGUCAGGAGUCGACGGCUGCUACUAAUGUAUUGUCCUACAAUCAGCGGACUAAGCUCAUCAAAGAGGAGAACUACUUCAACACCGAUAAGGAAGUGGAAGAAGUGGACAGUUUUAUAAAAGAGAACAAUCUAGUCAACAUUUUGUCGAUGAUCACAAACUAUGUGAAAGUUGUGGCCCAGAAGUGGAAUCUGCAUUGGUCGCCCGCUCUUAUUGCUAUUUACAUCAAGGUAUACAAACUAGUCCGCCAUCACUACCCGGAGGCCUGCGAGUGGCAGCCGCUAGACAUGGCUUCGGGGCGGGCAGUGCUGUUGUACGGCGAGCUGCUAUUGGACCGUUGGCUGGCCAAUGGCAAGCAGCGAUCUGCGCCCAGUCCACUGGCCGGGUCUCUGUUUGGCGGAGACUUCUCGUCGCUCACUUUCGGAAACCUUGCCGUUCUAUGUAGUGAGUUGGGCGACGAAGAUAAUGAGUUUGUGGUUCGCUGUUACUGGCUGGAAGCCAUAAUGUAUUUGCACGUGAAGAGUCGCGACGCUGUAAUGAUUGCACUGGAACGCUACCUGGCGGACGGUCGGUGCUGCGGAGUACACCUAAAACUCAAAAACGUCGCCAACAAUUUCCAUAUCGAUGAGGACAACGUAAUGCGUCUCUACAACACGCUCAAACGCAAUGAGGAAUUGGAUAAGGUAACAGAUCUAUUCGCCCGUGGCGAUCACUCUGCAGCCUGUGGCAUUCUGGAGCAAUGCCUGCAGCCCAGCAGCCCACUGCUUGCAGCCGACUGUGUAGAUCCGCUGCUCGACCGCUGCACCCAGUAUUCGUUGCUGCUAGACUCACUGUUCGAGCGAGGCCAACACGCGCAAUGCCUCAACUGGUGCGAGAUGGCCGCACAUGAGGCACUCACUCACUACAGGGCAACCGACGACACACACCCCUCCCGCGCACGCUGGGCUGCCCUCCUAACCAACACACUGAUCGCCUUACCGCUCUGCAUUGAGGAGGGUGACACCCGUCUGUUGGAGCAGCUGCCACAUGCACGGCUAGUGCGCCUCAUCCAGACGAUGGCAUCUGUCAUCUGUGUGCAGAUGGAGGCGGCUGCAGCAGAUGGGGCCGGCGGCGGCGGUGGGGGUGCUGAGAUCCCCCUAGGCACGGUGGCACCCUGGGCGGUCAUCUACCACGUGGUCAAGUGUGAUGAGCUGAAGACUGGUCGUGUCACCGACGAUGAUGACGUCAGCGCGUCGCUAAAUGUCCUGCUGACAGCGCACGAGUAUCUGGGAAAGAGAUCUUGGUGUCUGAUAGACGAGGCCGAGAUCCUCUACAAGAUCCUCGCCGAGACCCUGCCACUGCUGGAGUCAUCCAACAUGGCGGCCGGGGGCGGAGCGGACACCAGCGAACUGGUGACCACUCUAAGUCAACACACCGAACGCUUCUAUUGCCUCUACGGGCAUCCUCUCAAGAAGAACAAGCCGCGUCACAUCAUCGAACACAACGCUAUGGGUUUGGCGUUGACUUGGAAUCGAUCGCAUCUCGUCUAUCGAUAUUUCAAGCCCCGCGAACUGCCCAUGUACGACUCUUCAGUCCGCUGCAGCAUAUCGCAGGACACAGAGGCGCUGUUCCGUCGCAUCGUGGGCCUCGUACCUCCUGACAUGGACCCCGGACGACAGGUGGAGGCCACCACUGCUUACAUAGACGGCGAGAGUGAGAAGGUGCCUGUCAAAGGCGUUCAACUGUCGCCCGAAGUUGCCGAUAUCUACUACCUGAUAGCUGACUACUAUUUCAAGAAUAAGUUUUGGAGCAAAGCGCUCAGCUACUAUGCGCUAGACAUCAGCGCCAACCCCUCCCGCGUAGACUCAUGGGCGUGUCUGGCACUAGCUCACGGCAGUCAACUCGAAACCAAGCUGAACUCGUGCGAACCCCUGAGCAGUGAGCAGGAUUUCCUGCGUUCAGCGCAGUCGGCGUCCAAGUGCUACUCGCGUGCCUUGCAGCUGGACCCGGAACAGUCGACCCUGUGGAUCGAGUACGGCUCAUUCGCCUACAUGGUGCACUCGUUCUGCUCGCGUCUGCUCAAACAGGAGCCGCCCAAUCUCAGUUUGGAGCUGUUUGAUGCCUUAGAGAAACAGAAGGAGCACAUGUUGGAUCAGUCCGCCAAGUGUUUCACGUCGGCUAGUUUGUUGUGGACAAGUUUUGAGAAGAAGGGCGAACCAGAGAUCCAAGACGAACGCUGGCUGCACCACUACAUGUUCGGCAAAAUCGCGCUGAAACGCGAGGAAAAGCCACAAGUCUACCUGACCCACUUCAUGAAAGCGAUGCGGUAUCUCCAUCAGAACAACGCCACCUACCCCAAGUCGGUCAGCUACUCGAAUCCGCAGCUCUACUGCAUCGAGGCGCUUGAACUCUAUUACCGAGUACACGCCUGUGUGCUCAAAGUGCUCGAACAAUCGGAGAACCGGUCGGUGGGUCGCGAAACGCGCCGGCUGUUCUUCGAAACGCUCGAGAGAAUCGCGAUGGGACCGUUCGCGAACUUUGGGGAAGUUACUUCCGAUCACUUCUACGAAGAUGAUCUGUCUGAUGUACCACUGGUAGAAACAGACGUUUGUUACACACUGAAUAACCUGGUGAAUAGUGUAACUGGUGAGGAGUCUGUGUACUGUCGUCGGCAGAGCUUACAGAAGAGGAGGUUGGAGAAAACAGAGGUUGAAGAGGAUGUUGAUGAACCAGUUUGUAAGUUGAUGCGGAACGAAGAAGGGGAGGCUGUGAAAUGUGGGAGAGAUAUUGAGGAGGGGGAUGAGGUUAAAAAAGUAGCCCUAAAAAAACUGAAGAGUAAGGAAAGUGAAACAAACGAUUUGAAAAGUAAUGAGAACUCAGUUGGUGGUGAUAACACUGAUAAAUCCGAGGAUGGGAAGAAAAGUGUGGUGAAAAAACCCCCCACCUCAACAACCACUCAGGAAAGUUCCUCGGAAACAUUGUCAGAUAGUGAUGAUGAGUCAAGCACUGAUAGUGAAAGUUCCUCAGGAGGUUCAUCGUCCUCAGAAGAUUCCAACUCUGCCUCAAACUCUGAAAGCAGUCAGGAUUCCUCACCGGUUGAGGAGAACGAGGAGGAAGAUAAGGAGCCUCCAAAGAAGAAGAUGAAGAUAGCGAAGGUGGUGGAGGGGAAAGAGGAGGAGGAAGAUGAGGGGAACUGGAAGGAGGAGCAACGAUCAUUGAUCGAUCGUUGUCUGUUGGCGAUGGUUGAGUGUCAGAGAAGAUUUCCCGAGCAUUAUAAAUCGAUUUACCGACAAACUUACUAUUAUUUCCACUCAAAACUACGUAGCGACGUUAACAAAGUUCGUAGUUUGUUGUUGAAUGAGGGUGGUUUAUUUGCUGAUCGAAGAUCGACAAACUUCUUUAAUGGAGUUUGGAGGAUCCCGUCCAGUGAAAUAGACCGACCGGGGAGUUUUGCCGGGCAUAUGAGUCGUUGCCUCCAUUUGUUACUAGAUCUAUUACGGGAUUCUAAAGAUUUCAAAAUGCUGCUAAGUUUGGCUCUACAGUUAAAAGACACCCCCGACCCCGACAAAAAAUACCUGCGUGAUACCGAGCGUGAACAACUAGCAAGGGAAGCUUUGUCACAGUGUGUACAAGUUCUUAGAAAUAAACUUCUAGAAGCCAACGAUAUGUCAAGGUUGAGGUUGAUAGUUAUGGAGGUGUUCAAGGCUCACAGAAAAAUUAACAAACUGUGGCCUCAGCGGGAGAAAACAUUCAACGCUCUCUUGACUCAGGCUUACCAAAAGUAUUUGAAGUUCAAGGGUGACAACGGGAAAUCGAAUUUUGAAGCUGCAUCCAAGUUCUGUCUGCAAGAAAUCAAUCAAACCGGGUCCAGUGCUGUGGAUCACAACAUAUCCUUCAAUACUAGUGUAACAGUUACUACAAGUAACGAGGUUGUCACAGUUAGUGAUCCUGUAACUACAUCUAAUACAGUUAGUGAUAACUUAACAGUUACAGUGACACCUUCCACUACUAGUGGUCCUACAGCAACUACAGUAACUCCUAGUACCUCUGUAGUUUCAAGUGAAACUACAGUUAAGGAAUCUACAGUGAAGGUUUCUGCAGUCCCGCCCCCUGUAUUAGUUCCCCCGAGUUUACCUAGUUUCACCCCUCCUGUAAAACGCCCCCGCGGUCGUCCCCCGAAUUUAUCCAUACGUCAACCAAAUCCAGCAACUUUCCUAAAAGCAGCUGGUAUCCCCACAAGCAAGGAGUUACAAAUGAUGUACCAGAGUCUAUCUUAUUCGAACAGUCAGUUACCGUUCAUGAUGCCUCCCAACCCGUUGACAGCUGGGUUAACUUUACAACAGCAGAUCUCUCUACAAACUGAGUUUCUGAGGCAGAUGACGUCACAGAUGGCUCAGGUUAGCGCGGGGAAGGUUUCAGGUUCGAAAUCACCCCUACCCUCCAUGAAGCCCCCCUCGUUUCUCACUGAAAAACCGCCCAAAAUGCCCUCCACAUCCUACCCGUCCUCUGAAAAACUACCUAAACUACCAUCGCUUAACUUCCCCCACUCUGAUAAACCCUCAAAACCUUACGGGAAAUCUUCAAAAACAUCUAAACAAUCCUCAUCUUCAUCUCAUCAUAGCUCCUACUCCAAGGCAGCCAGCUCUGUGGUACAGACUGUCUCACAGAUUCGACCUAAUAUUCCACCUACUUUACCUCCUAGUAGCUCGUCUAACACUUCAGGGGCUCAAAGCCUUCAACAUAAGUUAUUGUCAGCUAAAAAGGCGAAAAGUGAGCGACAAAAAUCAUCUAUGGACUUACUAAUGGGUCGAGAUGUUGUAGCUGCUACUUCUAGCUCCUCGAAACAUCGAGGUGACAAUAGGGAUAUUCUAUUAGGAUCCUCCUCCUCGACCUCGACCUCAAAACAUCAUCAUUCUGCAAGUAGAAGUGAUAAUAGGGAAGCUAUAUCUAGCUCAAAAAGUUACACAGGAGGAAGUAAUAGAGAUUCGUUAAUGGGUUCAACAUCUAGCUCAAAACAUCACCCAGGUGCAAGUAAUAGAGAUAUGGGGACCACAUCAACUACUAAACAACACCAUAGAGCUGAUCUAGCUAGAAUGAAUGAGGAGAGAUAUUUGUCUCAACUGAGUAAGAUGCCAAAAUCAAUGACCUCUGACCCUAAAUCGUUACUAAAGGAUUUGACGAUCACUCCCAGUGGUUUCAACCCAGAUUUUACUAGCGCCUUUUCGUCCGCGCUUAGCAAGGAGGAUAUAACUUUGUCGAGGGUGUCUUCCAGUGAUACGAGAUUGACCGACCUGGCGUCUUGCUCGUUUGUGGAUUCUGCUAGCAAGAAGAUAAAGUCGAUGUUUCUGCCGCACAUCCAACCCCCCCAAGAAGCGAAGGCCGACUGGAAACAGAGAGGUGGCGGUACGACUGCGUUUGAGCCGCAUAUAUCGUCGGCCCUUGCCGCGAUUGGCACACAGCUUACAAUAACGCAAACGUCAGCGAAUUUGGCGCACGAUAAGAAGGCAGUUGCGCCGCCCCCCUUGCAGCAACAGAUGGGUGGUGACGUCAUAAAGUAUGGGAAAGCUGAUGUUUCCAUAAAGCCCGUCAAAGAGAAGCCGAAAAUUGAUCCGACGAUUAUUGAGAUUGAAUAGUUGGUAAGCCUGGAGAAGCUGUAUUAUAGUGUAUGAAUCUACUCUUACUGAUUGCUAAUAAUAAGGCGAAAUUUGAAUUGUAAAAUUAUAAUUUGAUAAUAUAAAAUUUGGCUUGUAGCCUAGCUGUAGAAAACCAAGGCCUGAGAUGAUUGUUACAAUAGUCAUGUAUGGGAUUAUAUGUAGUAUUCAUUGAGUGAAAAUUAACCCGAAAAUUCAUUCAACAAUUCAUUCUCAAAGCGUAGAUUGAUCCAAACAUAUUAUUGAAUUGUUGAAUAUCCUUGAAGGUGUAUUAUAAAAUUUGUGUAUCAUAGUGCUUCUAAAUUGAGUGAAUAAUUUCACAAUUGAAAAUUAAUUGAUCCAUCUAUGCCAGUGAUUAAUUGUCUCAGUUGAAAAGAACUCGAUAUUUUGAUUCGAUGAUUAUAGAAAGUUAACACUUUUUAAUGUUUGAUUCCAUUACGAACUGCUUGUUAGAUAAUCACUUUUUAACAAUUAAUUACGACAUAGCAGAAGCUUUCUGUGUAAGUAGAAGCUAAUAGCUUUUAUUUAUAUAAAUACCUGACUGCUAUACUUAUACUGAUUAUAUUUAUACUGACUUGUCGUAAUUAAUUGUUCAAAAGUGGAAGUUAAUUGUUUUCAAUCCUGUGGAUGUAUAUAUAUUCGUUACUAAAUUGGAUAAAAACUUCACAAACUCGUAAAUUGACCGUCUUGGCAUCAUUGCACUAUAAUAGUUGAUACUGUUACAAUUAAAAUUGAAAGGGACAAAAAAAAUUGUAGAUUUUAUCUCCAAUGAUAGUUUUUCAAUUGAGUGAAAAACUCAAAAUAUUCUUAUGAGUUAAUUAAAAAUUUAUGGAAAGUUUUGUUAGAGUUUAUGAACUUAUGUCUGGUGGUGAAAUAAUAGACUGAUGUAUUUGAGUAAUCUGUAAAAAGGGCUGUUUUUAAUUAGAUAAAUUUUAUAUUUUAAUAAAUUUAGUUAGAAUUGGAGCUUAUUAUUUUAAAAAUGAUACAAUUAUCUCUGUAUUAUGUGUUGAUUUAUCAGAGUGAUAGAGUUAUUUAUUAGUGUAGAAUACUGUAUAUCAAGAUCUGAUAAAAAAUAUUUAUUUGGGAUCGAAAAUUUAUUUUAAAAAUAGAUUAUCAAAUUAACUUUGUAUUACAGGACAAUGACGGGUUUUGAUUGAAAUCAGACUACAGAAAUUAAGAAAUUGAUAUGAAUAAUUAUUUGUAAGUCUAUCACUUUGUCAAUUUUUGACAAUUUUGAUUAUUUCUAUAGAAAAAUAAUAAUUUCGGUAAAAAAAUCUUUAACCUAAUUUGAUCUCACAUGAUAUAUUUCUUUUAUUUGUUGAAACCCGAUUUAUUUACUCAUUUUGGACAACCAGAAAUCAAAGUAUAUCAGUAUUCUAUCAAAAUUAAGUAAAACUUGAUUUUGUUGAAAAAACAAUUAUUCUAAUUGAUGCCCAAAUAAGCAUUUUGCAUGAGCUGUUUAUUUUAUUGAAUAAUCUGUUUUAAAAAUUACAAUUUUAACUCAAUUAUCCAUAUUAUAGUGAAAUCUACCUAAUCAUUAAUUUAUUCUGUUGAAAUUGUGAUCUUACGUUAAACGAAUUGAAACGUCAUGUGUUAUCAAUAAUUUAUCAUGUACCGGAACUGUAAUGACUUAGACGUAUAAAAUAACGUGACUUUUGUAAUACGGUAACAUUCUGUGUAUUUUGUACCGUAUUUAUUUUCCUAAUGAUAUGUGAUCAAUAGAUAAAAACGUUUGUCAUAAAA
This is a messenger RNA of Nilaparvata lugens (brown planthopper), 8898 nucleotides long. Its product is annotated as calcineurin-binding protein cabin-1. Gene Ontology annotation, cellular component: nucleus. Lineage: Eukaryota; Metazoa; Arthropoda; Insecta; Hemiptera; Delphacidae. Gene Ontology annotation, molecular function: protein binding; nucleosome binding. Gene Ontology annotation, biological process: chromatin organization. The record is from RefSeq and is a predicted model, not a curated record.